AUGGCGUUGAAAGGUGCUGUGCACGAAAAGAUCAUUAAUGACGUUGUCCGUGCGUCAAAGAAGAACGGAGAAUGGAAAGUGAUGGUGGUGGACCAGCUGAGCAUGAGAAUGCUCUCCUCCUGCUGCAAGAUGCACGAGGUCAUGUCAGAAGGAAUCACAUUGGUGGAAGACAUCAACAAGAGAAGAGAACCCUUGCCAUUGCUGGAGUGUGUGUAUCUCUUGACACCGACUGAGAAAUCUAUUAGAGCACUGAUGGCUGAUUUUCAGAAUCCAAACAACACCCAGUAUAAGGGCGCACAUGUCUUCUUCACUGAGGCUUGCCCAGAUGAACUGUUCACAGAGUUGUGCAAGUCCACAGGUGCUAAGUUUAUCAAGACCCUGAAAGAGAUUAACAUAGCAUUCCUACCCUAUGAGAGACAGGUUUAUUCCAUGGACUCCCCGGGACACUUUCCAGUUUUACUAUAACCCGACUAAGACCAUAGGGCGAACUCUAACCUGGAGAGGUGUGCUGAGCAGAUCGCUACCCUGUGUGCUACAUUGGGGGAGUACCCAUCUGUCAGAUACAGGAAUGACUUUGACAAGAACGCAGAGUUUGCCCAGAUGGUUCAGCAGAAGUUGGAUGCCUACAGAGCUGAUGAUCACACCAUGGGAGAUGGCCCUCAGAAGGACAGAUCCCAGCUGAUUAUCCUGGAUCGAGGCUUUGACCCCAUUUCUCCCCUUCUACACGAGCUCACGCUUCAGGCCAUGGCCUACGAUCUCCUCCCCAUUGAGAAUGACGUCUACAAGUAUGAGAAUGCUUCCGGAAACGAUGUGACAGAGAAAGAAGUGCUGUUAGAUGAGAAUGAUGAAUUAUGGACAGAGCUGCGUCAUCAACACAUUGCCGUUGUCUCACAACAGGUGACAAAGAAGUUGAAGCAGUUUGCAGAGGAGAAGCGGAUGAGCGGAGGCACAGGGGAGAAGGCAAACAUCCGUGACUUAUCGCAGAUGCUGAAGAAAAUGCCCCAGUAUCAGAAGGAGCUAAGCAAGUACUCCACCCACUUACACCUGGCAGAGGACUGUAUGAAGCAGUACCAGAAUCACGUAGACAAGCUCUGCAAGGUGGAACAGGACCUGGCCAUGGGUACUGAUGUGAAUGGAGAGAAGAUUCGAGACCUGAUGAGGAAUAUUGUGCCCAUUCUGCUGGACCAGAACAUAACAGCCUACGACAAGAUCAGGAUUAUUCUGCUCUACAUCAUACACAAUGGGGGAAUCUCGGAGGAGAACUUGGCUAAGCUUGUUCAACACGCACAGAUCCCACCACAGGAGAGGUUCAUCAUCAACAACAUGCAGAACCUAGGGGUACCCAUUAUACAGGAUGAAAUGAGAACAACGCGUAGUUCCUUUAAGAUUUUGCAAGACUGCUCUAGUUACGGAACGUUUGGCUCCGAAAUCCUUCAGGGUGGUCGCAGGAAGACAAACCAGCCAUACCAGCCAUUUAAUCGCAAAGAGCGUGUGUCUGAGCACACCUAUCAGAUGUCGAGGUGGACUCCAUACAUAAAGGAUAUCCUGGAGGAUGUGGUUGAAGAGAAAUUGGACCAAAAACACUUCCCAUUCUACUCUGGUGGCGCUACCCGAUCUGUGUACAGAGCACCACCUGUCAGUGUGCGUUACGGUAACUGGCACAAGGAGAAGGGGCAGGCGAGUUACAAGUCCGGCCCCCGUGUGAUCAUAUUCAUCAUUGGGGGUAUGUCCUACUCGGAAAUGAGGUGUGCUUAUGAGGUGACCCAGGCGGUCAGAAACUGGGAGGUUCUCAUCGGUUCUACCCAUAUCUUGACACCAGAGGGCCUCCUGAGUGACCUUCGUGACCUCAGCAGUUGAAAGGUCAUGGUGACAUGUCAGAGGUCAAAGGUUGCCUCAAUUCUCAGCUACAUUUUCCCUUAGUCUUUUGGGUUGUAGCUCUGUCUUGUGCUUUUUUUGUCACAGUUCUAAGUCACUAUGAAUUACAUGAUAUAAAGGUGACCUUAUUGUGCAAGAAUUCAAGAACCACAUCAGCUGUUGGCAAAGUUUUAAGGUCAUUUUGUAUUGAAAUGUCACAGCAAGAAUGCUUAAUAACCUUUGGAGUUGAUAGAAAGACGUAUAUUACAUACACUUACACAUAUUUGUGGUGUCUUAGAAGUUUGGAAUAUUUGAUGUUCCUGGCUUUAUAGUUGUGCCUGUGUCUGGAAUGAAAGCGCUGUUGUUGUUUCUGCUGUUGUUAGUGUCUACUAUAAAGUCCCACUCUUAAAACCCAAAGGAAAAAAUCUCCCCCAGCUGCCACAGACAUUAUAUUGUGGCAUGUCAUCAUGGCUCUUUGUGUUUAAACGUAUGAACACUUACACAGUGGGUUUUAUUUCGGAAUCACCUACAUUGGAGGAUGUACGUAGCUGUUUUCUGAUAGGUUAUUAAAAGUCUGUUAAUUUAUAACAGUGUAUGUUUGGUGAUGUUCAUGAUAUUGUUGAGAUUAUGUGAAAAAAGAAAAAACACAAUUGCUUGGCAGUACAUUAAGAUUAAAUUGUUAAUUUUUAGGAAAAAACUGUAGGACUUUUAUGUAUAUUAAGGGGAUUUGUCAUGGUUUGAAACAAAAUAACGUUUUAGUUGCAGGGUAGCUGGGAUGGUUGAGCUGUUCAUUUACAACAUGUAAAGUGUUAAACUAUUCAGAUAUUAAUCACAAUUUCUCCAUUAUCAAUGUAUACCAAGCAGGACACAGGUUCUUACAAAGUAAAAGUUUUGUGUAAAUGUUUCUUGAUGAAUGUUUAUGACCAAAGUUGCAGCUGGUGUUGAAGUGGAUAAUGUCGUUGGCAGAGAACAGUUCUCUUCAAGAUUUGGCCAAUGUUUUUUUUUUAGGAGUAAUGUUAUCACUAAAAUGAAGGGGAACAUCUUUGACUGUCUCAGUGGUGAGUAGGGUCUUGGUCUUCAUGAAACAUAAUUUAUAAUAUAUUACUAGUACUUUGCUUUGCAGUACUCUAUGAUGUUUUCUUCCAAAAAGAAAUCUGAAGGCUUGAUAUGUACUGUUGGUCAUUUAAUAUUUAAGGAGUUGAUGAUAUUGAAGGAGGUCACUAAGGAUUUAGGAGGUUUGGCUGACAGUUAAACAUGAAUGUCCAUGGAUUAGUGGUUUGUCUUUGUCAGAUGUAUUGGUGAGUGUGAUUGGUUGAUUGUGAUAGGUGGCACUUGUAGGUGAUUGGUCAAUUUGGACCAUGUAGAAGGCAAUUGAUUGGUCAGAAAUUAGGAAUGGUGAUUGGUCAGAAAUGUGUACCUAAUUUGCCAUGCUCAUCAACAUCCUGUGAUGCUGCACAAAAGUUUUAACUUCACUUACAAUCUCUUCCUAGUUAAAAAUUUUCUCUGCACAAAAUUUUUGAAGAACAUGUAGUGUCUGCACAUAGAUAGAGGUAACAUUUUACCUGGGAUAUUGGUGAGUUUUCUCAAGAAACAUUAAUGUAGCUGUCAAAAAUGAAAAAAGAAGAAAACACAAAAAAACAACUCCUGAACAAGUGCACCAACAAAGUGAAUCUUGAAAAAUUUGACUAGAGUGCCCAAUGGCAAAACGCCUAUUUUUUUGUGGGAAAAGUAUGUCUGAUAUAGAAUUAGAAACAUUGCAUUGUUUGUGAAUACUCGAAGCAAGGCAGUAUAAAAAUUGUGAAAAUGUUCCAGUGGUACAGUAAUGGUUUACAAGAAACCUCCCGAGAGUUAAAGGUUCACGGUUUCAUUUCCAUUCAUUCUUGAUGAAGGAUGUGUUGGCUGAUUUGUAUACAUACUUAUAGGUAAAGUUUGACAUUAUUAAUCAAGUAUCAGAGGCGUGCAUCAUAAACCUGAAGGUCAUAGUGCAGUAAAAAAAUGUAUGCAUAUACAAUAAUUGUUUUCCCGUCUUUUUAAUUUUUUUUUAUUAUAGUAUCUGUGUCACCAUGACACUGACCUUUAAUAUAAGGAGAAUGAUGGAAAGAUGGUUCUUGAUAUGUUAAGUCCAGAGUUCUCUACACAUUGUAUUACAUGAAUUUCAGUUUUAUUCAGCUUGAAUAUUUAUGAGGUCCAAAUGUGCUGAAAGUUCAUUGCAGAUAUCUUCAAGGAAUAUAUACAGAUGAAAUCACCAGAGUAAUUGUGUGAAAUGCGGUCUCUGAACAUUUUUGUUCUGUAAAAUUAUGUGAUCCAUUCAAAAUACUCCAUCUGUAAUUCACUUUCGUUCCCCACUAGCGCUUUAUAUCUUUUUUGGACUUCAGAAUAUUCCGUUUUGGAAAUUGUAUGAAAGUUAAAAUUCGUGAGAUUAGGUGUGGAAAAAUUUUGUGGUGUCUUUAGCUUUUGAGAUCUAUAAAUUCGGUACUUAAACAACACUGAAGUUUGUGGUAAGGAGAGUCAGUUUUGAAGUGCAAUAAAUUUUUUUUAACCUGUUGUAUCUCGACAGCAGGCUGUAUAUAUUACAUAGGCAUAAUGCUAUUGACUUAAUUAGGUAUACAUUAGCAU
This is a messenger RNA of Liolophura sinensis, 4470 nucleotides long. Its product is annotated as syntaxin-binding protein 1-like. Gene Ontology annotation, biological process: vesicle-mediated transport. NCBI's taxonomy places the organism in Eukaryota, Metazoa, Mollusca, Polyplacophora, Chitonida, Chitonidae. The record is from RefSeq and is a predicted model, not a curated record.